CGACGCAAUGGGAGGGGAGGAUGGAGCAAGCAAGAGGACGAGCUGCUGCGCCGCAUGGUGGCGCAGUAUGGCGCCAAGAACUGGAAAAAGAUAGCCGAGCACUUUGCGGACCGCACCGACGUGCAGUGCCUUCACCGGUGGCAGAAGGUGCUGAACCCCGAGGUGCACAAGGGGCCCUGGACCCCUGAUGAGGAUGAGGCGAUCAUCCGGCUGGUGGCGCUGCACGGCCCGCAGAAGUGGACAAUGAUUGCGGAGUACCUUCCGGGCCGCAUCGGCAAGCAGUGCCGGGAGCGCUGGCACAACCACCUGAACCCCGCCAUCAAGCGGGGCCAGUGGACCCGGCACGAGGAUGAAGUCAUCGUGCGCUUCCACCGCCGAUUCGGAAACCAGUGGGCCCGCAUGGCGCAGCACCUCAAGGGUCGCACCGACAACGCCAUCAAGAACCAUUGGAACUCCACGCUGCGGCGCAAGGUG
Molecule: messenger RNA, 474 nt
Organism: Chlorella variabilis
Lineage: Eukaryota; Viridiplantae; Chlorophyta; Trebouxiophyceae; Chlorellales; Chlorellaceae
Exons: 6
Biological process (GO): regulation of DNA-templated transcription
Cellular component (GO): nucleus
Molecular function (GO): RNA polymerase II cis-regulatory region sequence-specific DNA binding; DNA-binding transcription factor activity, RNA polymerase II-specific
Source: RefSeq, a predicted model, not a curated record